Molecule: messenger RNA, 3259 nt
Organism: Protopterus annectens (West African lungfish)
Lineage: Eukaryota; Metazoa; Chordata; Ceratodontiformes; Protopteridae
Gene: EXOC2
Product: exocyst complex component 2
Exons: 28
Coding region: 144-2918 (924 amino acids)
Biological process (GO): exocytosis; Golgi to plasma membrane transport
Cellular component (GO): exocyst
Source: RefSeq, a predicted model, not a curated record
AAUUGAUGCCUGCGUACUGUAGGUUGACAGUGGACAGGAAGUUCGAGUCCGGAAGUUGAUUUAUUUUGGUUGCUGAAGUGGUUAGGACUCGGAGUGGAACAUAUGCCUGAGUCUGUCUGCAUCUUUGGAAGGGACCAAUCACAAUGUCACCAGCACGUCCACCUCCUCUUGUUACUGGUAUCUCCCCUAAUGAAGGGAUAGCUGGGAAGAAGGUCACCAUCCGGGGAGAAAAUCUAGGAACUGGGACUGCCGAUCUGAUAGGCUUAACCAUUUGCGGGCACAACUGCUUGCUUACUGCUGAAUGGAUAUCUGCCAGCAAAAUUGUUUGUCGCGUAGGACCUGCCAAAAACGACAAGGGAGAUAUUAUUGUGACAACAAAAUCUGGAGGAAAAGGCACAUCUACAGUGUCAUUCAAGCUGUUGACCCCUGCAAAAAUAGAUUUUUUGGAUCAGUCUGCUGUUUGGAUUGAUGAAAAGAAUGAUUAUGAUUUGCGAACUGGAAGGAACAAAGGUGUUUCUCCCUUGUCUCUUCGGCCAGCGAACCCUCUUGGCAUUGAUAUCGAAAGAGGCAAAGUUCCAGAAAAAGAUCUGGAGGGUCUGUUUCCUGGGAUGAGUGGAGAUUUCACUAGUGAAAACUUCUCCGCUACAUUGUACUUGCUGGAGAAUCACUCUUCUACCAGCUUUGACCAGCUUAAAAUAGCUGCCAACAAUCUGAGAAAGCUUGCCAAUAGGAAGAAUGAAGGCAGCCUGUCUUAUGUUAAAGGUGGACUAAGUACAUUCUUUGAGGCUCAGGAUGCACUUGCAGCUAUACACCAGAAACUGGAAGUGGAUGGAACAGAAAAAGUGGAAGGGUCCAUGACGCAGAGACUGGAGAAUGUACUGAACCGUGCUAGCAAUACUGCAGAUACUUUGUUUCAGGAGGUUCUGGGGAGGAAGGAUAAAGCAGAUUCUACUAGAAAUGCACUCAAUGUCCUUCAGCGUUUCAAAUUUCUUUUUAAUCUUCCAUUGAACAUUGAGAGGAAUAUUCAGAAGGGUGACUAUGAUGUUGUAAUAAAUGACUACGAAAAAGCAAAAUCACUAUUUGGGAACACAGAAGUGCAAGUGUUCAAAAAAGUUUAUGCUGAAGUGGAAACACGAAUUGAAGCCUUGAGAAAACUUCUUUUGGACAAGCUGCUUGAAACUCCAUCAACAUUACAUGACCAAAAACGAUAUAUAAGGUAUCUCUCUGAUCUCCAUGCUCCUGGUGAGCCUGCAUGGCAGUGCAUUGUAGCUCAGCACAAGUGGAUCCUUCAGCUAAUGAGGAGUUGUAGAGAGAAUUAUGUCAAAAGUCAAAAAGGUAAUUCUUUGCUUCACAGUCCCAUGUUAGACCCGGAUAGUGACAUACGCAGUUCUGUCAGUCGUUUGAGCCAAACUGUACCAGUGAAGAGAGGUGGUAGCUUCCAAUCCACAAGGGAUGACACUUGGUGUUACAAGAUCCCACAGAAGGUUGCAUUUAUUGAUAACCUGACUGAGAUUGUCGUAAGUCAACUUCCUAACUUUUGGAAGCUCUGGAUUUCCUAUGUGAAUGGAAGUCUUUUCAGUGAGGCAGGAGAGAAAUCAGGCCAAGUGGAAAGAUCAAAGAAGAAUGCCAGACAAAGACAGAGUGACUUUAAGAACAUGAUCCAAGAGAUGAUGACAUUACUGGAAAAACUUAUCCGUGGUGCUUUGCUUUCACGAAGUUUGAAGGAGGUGGAGCGUAACCAAUAUGGAGGCUGGGAAGUGAAAUCAGAACUGUCUGGGCAGUGGCUGACCCAAAUCAUUCAUACUGUUCGACUUUGUAAUGAAUCACUGACAGCACUUGAGAUCCCGAAUGACAUGCUACAAGUUAUACAAGAGCUUAUUUUAGAUCUUCGAGUAUUCUGUCUUAAGAUUACAUUGGAGCAAACGGCUGAAGACAUGAAGAAACUGGCUGAGAAAGAAGACUGGGUUGUUGAUAAUGAAGGCAUCACUUCUUUGCCAUCUCAGUUUGAGCAAUGUAUUGUGCAGACCCUUCAGUCACUACAAGAAGUCAUAGAUUGCAAACCUGGUGAAACAAAUAUUUUUCAGCAAGAAAAAAAUCAAAAGGAAGUUGCUGAAAUUUGCACUACUAUUAUGAGGGGAUUUAUAGACAGUUUGGAACACCUAAGCAUUAAACCUGAUGGUGACAUUGAUACAUCUCAUAUUUCAGGUGAUAUUUCAUCACCAGAUUUAUUUGGGAGCAUUCAUGAAGACAUUAGUCCAACUGCAGAGCAGAGGCUUCUGAUUGUUCUUAGUAACUGUCACUACUUGGAUCGUCAUACUUUCCUAAACUUAGCUGAACACUUUGAGAAGCAUGGAUUUAAAGGAACAGAAAAUAUUAUAAAGGAGAGCCUGAGAUACCUCAAAGAUUUGGAUCAAAAGUUGUUUGAAACAUAUAUUGAGUCAAAAGCAGAUCCUGUAGUCGGAUCUUUGGAACCUGGAAUUUACGCAGGUUAUUUUGACUGGAAGGAUUGUCUUAUUCCCGCUGGUGUCCGAAACUAUCUGAAAGAAGCAUUAGUCAGUAUUAUUGCUGUGCAUGCAGAGGUUUUCUCAGUUUCUAAGGAACUGGUUCGAAGAAUGAUGGCCAGAAUUGUGGAGGCUGUAGCAGAGGAAAUCAGUCGUUUGAUGCAGUGUGUAUCUUCCUUUAGCAGAAAUGGAGCCUUACAGGCAAGGCUUGAAAUUUGUGCCUUGCGAGAUGCUGUGGCAUUUUAUCUCACUCCAGCAAGCAAUCGCAGCUUCAAGCAAGCUUUGGAAACCUUGCCAACGCUGUCCAGUGGAGCAGACAAAAAGUUGCUUGAAGAACUCCUGAAUACAUUUAAAAGCAGUAUGCACCUACAACUAACUUGUUUUCAAGCUGAAUCUUCAGGCGUAGUGAAAACAUGAGCAGCAACAUUCAAGAUUUUCAAAAGAUUUGCACUGGAAAUAGGACUUUGCAUCAUUUCUUGUCUUGUGUUCUCAUCUUAGGAAUUAUUCCAUUUAUUUUAAGAUAUUCUGAUGCUCAAGACUGUCAUGCACAUUCUACAUACAUUGCUUCUGUUUGUUUGCUUUCACAUGCCUGGAAAAGCGUACAGAACCAAACUUGCAGAUAUUACAGAUGUUCGUGGGAAACGCAUCUAAAAAUGUCCUGCUACCAAGUUAAACAUGAAAUUGCUUGGUUUGCUUUCCCGAUGAAAUAAUGUGCUAUACAGUGUAUGUGAUUAAAAUAUAUUGUCACUGUAUAUUAA